AUGGCAACCGGCAUCAAAGGGUGACGGUGAUAAUUAGCCGGGCCCAGAUGCUCAUUUAAUUCACGUUUGCAAACUAUUUCAAAGAGAAGUGAAGCCGGGAGCGCGUCGGCCGUCCGGAGGGAAUAGUUUAGAGCUCAGACACAGCGCCUGACACGACCGGCAGAGCGGAGGGAACCGGGUGUCUUUGGCUUCCACAACAACAUCUAGAGGAGCGGAUGAGCGAGAGCAGCGGCAGGUGCCCUCGCCCCGGCCCCGAGAGACACAGGUAGGGGCUGGGGCUGAGACUGGGACCCGGCCCCGAGAGACACAGAUUGGUGAAUCUGUAAAAUGCCUCAAAAAGUUCUCAAGUGCGUCAUUCAACUUGAAAUCCACGCGAUAACCUGUCCAGGUGUGAUAUUACCAAGGAAAGAUGAUGUGUACCUCUGUAUUUAUAUCCUUGGUCAGCGCUGGAAAACAAAAUGUGUUAUUCCAGUUUUCCCUUUGCUUAUUCAUGAAAAACUGCAAUUUGAAAAGGUGUUUGGGAAAGAUAUUAUUGAUCCUGCUGAUGUGGCUGCUUUUUUAGAAUGUGAUGAUACAAAAUUUGAAUUGGUCCAGUUCACUCCUUCAGUGAAUGAAACAUUAGCAAGCUAUGAAGAUAAUACAAGAAACUUCUUAUUCCCUGAACCGAAGUUAACUCCUUCAUACCCAGGUGUUGACAGAGAAGUGCUGAUGCGACGAUGUUCAACAGUUUUCUUAAUUUCACCAAAAUUGGAAUUUUCUACAACAACAACAAUCACAGAGUUUUCUCCUAGAUCUACAAAGAGAAUUUCCUCUAGUUUAUGCCUGUCAGAAAAUGGAAGAAAAGAGAAUCAAAUUAGAAGACCAAGAUGUGCCAAAUCAUUUAACCUGAUAGGAAGAUCAUGCACUGAAAGGAGAUCUGAUAAGGAACCCAAGAAGCCACUAACACUGAGCAGGUCAAGAUCCCUUUCUCCUUACUGUAGGAGGUGUUUACUUGAACUUUGUCGAGAUGAUACGCAGCACCCUCCACCACAAAAAUCAGAAUCUAUAUCCAGGCGACCUAUUAUGAUCGAAACUUGUGACAGAAGGAAGUCAGAGAAGUAUACUUCUCCACUCUCAAGCCUCCCACUUGAUAAAAGCCCAAGAGCCAGACCAAGAACUGCAAGUCCAGCUAGAUGCAAUCGAGAUGUUUGCUUACCAAGAUAUAGUGCAGACAAGAGUUCAAGUUUCAGAGAACCUGUUAGUUGGGAAGAACUGUCUAAAGAUACAGAGGAUCUUAUUAGUUAUCCACUGAAUUCAACUUUAAGAGAUAAUUCAAAUGUUCAAUCCUCACCCUCUAUCUGUUCACAAAGAAAAGCACCCAGCAAUAUAAACAGGCUUUAUUUCGAUCCAGUGAGUCACCCUGCAUGGGAUAGAAUCCAUGAAAAAGUACAAAAUCUUCUGGCUAGUAUUGAUGCACAGGAAAAGGCCUCCGCGAGGAAUGUUAAUUUCACUUGCUCGUCAUGUUCAUAACAAGACCCGAGAGAAAAAAGCAGGAAAUGCUAUUAAAGACAGACUACUACGAACAAGAUCCUCCUGGAUACAAUGGUCCUACAGGACAUGGACAAAUAAACAAGCGUAAUUUUGUCAACAAUGUGUAAUGUAGUUCUCUUAUCAGCUAUUAUUUCACAUUCAGUGAACUGUUGUGGGUAAUAUAAAAUAUUAUUGCUGUACACUGAUACUCUGGAUUUGAAUAACUGGUUUGGCAUCAUGUCAAAUGGAUUUUUAAGUUAUUUUUUGGUUUGUUAAAUUAAGUUAGAUUAGGUAAUUAACUGCAUCAAUAUGGAAUGUUAGGAAUUGCAAUGUUAUACUGCACCAACAGGGCAGAAAAUUCCUGAUGGUUUCAUGUCCUCAAGAGGCCUAAUUGCUGAUUAAUGUUAGUUGGCAAAAGACAACAGACUAAACCAGCAGUAGCUUGUCAGCUCAGCAAUGUUCAAGGGCCACUCAAUAUAUAAUCCUUUCUAACUAAAGGAUUUGCUGACUUAAUAUACCAACAUUAAUGCAUAGCUUUUUUAGGUGGCUCUCCUUAAAACAAGGGCAUGCAUUCCGUGCUUAUUUAUGGACUGUCAGACAAAGAAUGGAAUGGGUAGCUUAUUUAAUUCGCAUCACUACCAAAAGCCAAGAAUAUCUCUUCCCUAGCCUUAAGUAAUUUAUAGCAUCUGCAGUUAGCUGAAAAGCUGACUGCCCAAUUUUCUCUUAUCUCAAUCUUAGUUUAGUUCUGGGUAUUCUACUACAAGCCAGAAUAUUAAAAUUAUUGCAACAUUUGCAGUACCAAUUAAUUUAUUUGCCCUCCAUUUUAUAACAUUUGCAAGAUUUUACUUUCUGAUUAUUUUGAAAAUAAAAUAUCUUUUGGGCCCAAAUAUAUUUCAAUGCAGGAUGUCAUAAGACACAUUCAUAAUCAAGUGCAAUAAUGAAUUUAGUUGUUUUGUUAUUAUGAUACCAUGGUUUGAGAUACAGGAGUUAUUUUGAGUGGGGAAUAGGCAGAGCAGGAUAUUGAGGAUCACAAACCGAUAAUGCCCAAUUCAGAACAAGCAGUGUUGUGCUGGUGCUAACCAUGGCUCACCAUAUUUGCUGGGACAUUAGCCUAAGGCUUGCUCUUCUCAAAUUGUGCAGUGCAGGAGUUGUGAAGCUGAGGUUUUGUGCAUAAAUUGUGAGAAAUUCUUGGGAAGUGCUCAAAUAUUGUUCAAACAUAAUUUCUAUUAGUUUUAUUGACCUGUUCGGUAUUCACUGGAGGAACAGAACAUUAAAACAAUCCAUUGUUUGUUUUUUAUUAAAAAAGUGAUUGUUGGAA
This is a messenger RNA of Amblyraja radiata (thorny skate), 2827 nucleotides long. RefSeq names its product spermatogenesis associated 6-like (gene spata6l). Gene Ontology annotation, molecular function: myosin light chain binding. Gene Ontology annotation, cellular component: sperm head-tail coupling apparatus. The transcript is spliced from 14 exons. NCBI's taxonomy places the organism in Eukaryota, Metazoa, Chordata, Chondrichthyes, Rajiformes, Rajidae. Gene Ontology annotation, biological process: spermatogenesis. The record is from RefSeq and is a predicted model, not a curated record. The coding region runs from base 328 to 1509 and encodes 393 amino acids.